AUGGUUAUAUUCCAGAACAAGAUCAUUUACAUGCCCGGUAUCCCAAUUGGAGCUAAGAGAGAGAAGAUUGAGGCUUACCAAGAGUCAUGUAUGGGGAUCGACUGGCACGGAAGGUUCCGGGACAUCAAGACUGAGGAUGGGAGGCUAUUAAGUUGGGUAGAAGCAACUGUUUUCUCCCGCGCACCGGCUGGUUUUGCUGGAAGUAGACGGAAUGUGAUAAGAAUUCACGCGAUGGCCAAGAUUAAUAGAGUUUACAGAAAUGCAUCUUCAACACCUCCUCGUUUGCCGCUUAUAUCUGCAAUCCUAUCCUCACUCAAAACUCAAAACUCUUCUACAACCCACACGGUAAUCAUCCCAUCGUAUCGAGGCUACUGGACAUCCACCGGCAGCCCUUCACAAUCCGGUAUUGAAAAGGAUAUGAAGGCUAUUUUCCGCCACCUUGAGAGUUAUAGCACCCCUGGUACAGAGUUUAUCCUUUGGGGCCAGAGUAUCGGUUGCGGUAUAGCUCUUAAGGGAUGGGCCAAUUACCUUCGAGCUCCUAAGUGUCGGGUACCUAUACAUGUUAAGGGUUUGAUUAUGGAAACACCAUUCAUUAGUAUUAGCAGUAUGCUUUUAGCGCUGUAUCCACAGCGUUGGCUACCGUAUAGAUAUCUAUCGCCAUUUUUGAGAAAUCAUUGGGAUGUGCGUGAAGCGGUUAACGAAAUUGCAGAGAAGAACGUUAGGGUGGAUAUAGUGGCGUUGCGGGCUGAGAAGGAUGAACUUGUUACGGAAGCGGAGGCAGUGGAGGUUGAAGGCAUUCUUGAACGGAUUUUGCGGAAGGAUCGGCAUAUCCGGAGGGCUGUGAUUACUGGCGCUCUUCACGUUGAAUGUGUGGCUAAAGCGCAGGGUCGGGGCGAGAUUAUAAGCUUUUUGAAAGAUACGCGAUAA
This is a messenger RNA of Tuber melanosporum (Perigord truffle), 927 nucleotides long. RefSeq lists its product as uncharacterized. The transcript is spliced from 3 exons. The record is from RefSeq and is a predicted model, not a curated record. Gene Ontology annotation, cellular component: membrane. NCBI's taxonomy places the organism in Eukaryota, Fungi, Ascomycota, Pezizomycetes, Pezizales, Tuberaceae. The coding region runs from base 1 to 927 and encodes 308 amino acids. Gene Ontology annotation, molecular function: palmitoyl-(protein) hydrolase activity.